CUUCCUCUUAUAACAUUUUCGUCAUUAUCCCAUGGACUGACUUGUUUAUUGUCGAGCAAGAUGGAGUUCCUAUUGGGGAAUCCUUUCAGUACCCCAGUGGGGCAUUGCAUUGAAAGAGCCACUGACGGCUCCCUGCAAAGUGAAGAUUGGGCCCUCAAUAUGGAAAUAUGUGACCUUAUAAAUGAAACAGAGGAUGGGCCAAAAGAUGCCACUAGAGCAGUAAAGAAGAGACUCAAUGGGAAUAGGAACUAUAGGGAGGUGAUGCUGACUUUAACGGUUCUUGAAACGUGUGUGAAGAACUGUGGCCAUCGUUUUCACGCUUUAGUGACCAGCAGGGACUUUGUCGAUGGCGUGCUCGUUAAGAUUAUCUCUCCGAAAAACAACCCGCCAACCAUUGUUCAAGAUAAAGUACUCGCUCUGAUUCAGGCUUGGGCUGAUGCAUUCAGGAGCAGUCCUGACCUCACGGGCGUAGUUCAAAUCUAUGAAGAGCUCAAGAGAAAAGGCAUUGAGUUCCCCAUGUCAGACCUGGAGACCCUGUCACCCAUACACACGCCUCAGCGGGCAGCAUCUGCUCCAGAGGGCGACUCCACCCUACACAAGUACAGCACUACCACUCAGCCCAAGCCACCGUCUGUUCCACCUGCUUACACCGAACCUCAGGUCCCGAGCAUUCAAGCCUCUGGAUCCAUCAACCCUACAUCUGAACAGAUUUGCCGGCUACGCAGCGAGUUGGACAUCGUUCGCGGAAACACUAAGGUGAUGUCAGAGAUGCUGACUGAGAUGGUGCCAGGACAGGAGGAGGCUUCAGAUUAUGAAUUACUACAGGAGCUGAACCGGACUUGCAGAGCCAUGCAGCAGAGAAUAGUGGAGCUCAUCUCCUGUGUUUCCAGCGAGGCGGUGACGGAGGAGCUGCUGCACGUCAACGACGACCUCAACAACAUCUUCCUCCGUUUUGACAGGUAUGAGAGGUUCAGGUCUGGGAGGUCCUCGGCUCAGACUGUCAACAAUGGGGUGCUCAGCGAAGCUACAGAGGACAACCUCAUCGACCUCGGCCCAGGCUCCCCUGCAGUGGUCAGCAACAUGCCAAACGCACCCCCGACAUCUCUGCCCGCCGCCCUUACAGCCCCUGCAGGAAGACCCGCCUCCCCGGCCACCUUGGCCUCCCGCCUGGCCGGUCUAGACAUGGGCGCAGACAGCGUGAGCAGCACCCUGAGCUCGCUCUCCAGCUGCAAGCCCCCGCCCGCGCAGGACGACUUCGACGUGUUCGCCCAGACCAGGACCACCGGGGCAGCGUCCGAACCUCGAAGCACCGCGGCAGAAGACAGCCUCAGCGCCCAGGGCCCCCCCCCCACUCUGGAUGUUGUGCAGCCAGCCGCUGGAGGGGGUGUCGAACGUCAGUCCUCUGUCAUGGAUGACAUAGAGGAGUGGCUAAGUACAGAUGUGACGGGAGAUGAAGGAGAGGAAGGCGUGACGAGUGAAGAGUUUGACAAAUUCCUGGAGGAGAGGGCCAAAGCUGCUGAGAUGGUCCCCGGCCUACCGUCGCCCCCCAGUGGAGAGCCGGGCGCAGCACAGGGAACCCCCAACAGGAAGAAACCAGACAGACCGGAGGACGCUUUGUUUGCUAUGUAG
Messenger RNA from Menidia menidia (Atlantic silverside), 1629 nucleotides. The record is from the annotation of a GenBank genome assembly. Lineage: Eukaryota; Metazoa; Chordata; Actinopteri; Atheriniformes; Atherinopsidae.